Molecule: messenger RNA, 304 nt
Organism: Staurois parvus
Lineage: Eukaryota; Metazoa; Chordata; Amphibia; Anura; Ranidae
Source: the annotation of a GenBank genome assembly
UUUGAUCCUGACUUCCCUGAUCCUUUCCUUCUUCCAGUGCCCCCUUUUAUCACCUGAUAAGACAUAUAGUGUGGAGACACUCUGCACAUGCUCAGUUUUGUGUGUAUUGCUAGGGAGAGUGCAUGUGAUCAGCACAGGACCGAUCAGCAAUCUCCAGACAGAGGUCAGGGCUUCUGCAUCCUCCUAGAGCAGAAAGAAAACUCCUCCUACAAACUUUAUCCAGUGCUCUGCUGAACACUGAUAGAAGUCACAAUGCUCUCUAACUGCUGAUAAGAAAAUGUACUUAGCAGUUUAUAUUUGCUAA